This is a messenger RNA of Pelagomonas calceolata, 1376 nucleotides long. The record is from the annotation of a GenBank genome assembly. NCBI's taxonomy places the organism in Eukaryota, Pelagophyceae, Pelagomonadales, Pelagomonadaceae.
CUUGUGGGGCAGCAAAACUCAGCGCCGCUCUCUCUGGCGCUCCUCGCGCGGUACGUGCGCACGACGCGACGGCAGGGCGUGCGCGGCCGACGCCGCGCCGCAGACCCCUCCCUCGGGGCAGCACCAUCGGCAGCGGACGCAACAGUUCUGCACAUAGUUGGGCAGCACCCAGAGCCGCUCUCUGCCGCCGAGGAGCGCGCGCACGACGCGAGGCUGCCUCCGGCGCACGACCAGUUCCGAGAACCGCGCCCGGGCCGUAGGGCAGCAAUAGCCGGGCAGCGGACGCCUACAGAGCAGAACAGAGCCGCGCGAUGUACUCCCUCGGCGCCUACGAGCUGCAAGAACGGAAACGCAAGGCCGAGGCGGACCGCCUGAAGAAGACGACGAGCAAGAAUUGGAAGCCCGCGAAGCGCAACCGCUUCCUCACCAACAUCUACGGCAAGGGCCUUGAGGGAUUGAGCACCGCGUCCGUCGUGCGAAGAGACGCGCACAUACAAAACGCCUUGCAGUUCCCCGAGGAGACGUCGAUGUUCGGAGAACCGACAGUCCCCGUCAAGGGCGGCGCCUACGCGUCCUGGAACGCCAUGGCGCCUUGCAAGCAGCUCGCGCCGCCUUCCAUGCAGUUCCGGGACGAAUAUCCGGCGAAGGAGCUCGGCGGGCGGUUCGGCGUGUCGCGGUAUAUUGCUAGAAGCUAUUUCAAGGGUGGCGGUCAAAAGGACUACGAAAAGACCGCAGAAUUGCUGGAUAGAAAAGCUUCGCUCGGUGGUGCUCUGGCGGUCGACGCCCUGGACCCGAGGGAAGCUACAGUAUCCUUAGGUGGCGUUGGCUUACGUUUAGCCAAGGGCCCCUACUUCAACCCCGGCCACUUUCUCAGGGUGCGACAGAGACACAAGGAACUAGGCCCGCCCUUCGUGUAUAACACGCGCACGGAGCCGGAGCGCGUCACGGCCCAGUUAACCGUAGAGACACUAAAUGAUCCGGGACCGUUUACCGAUAAAACGAUGCAAGAAAUACAAUACCCCAAGUGGCGCUUCCCCGACAAGCGGAAGUUCCAGGAGCCGUUCGAUUUUCGCAAGUACCACCGGACCGCGUUGAUGGACACCGAGCAGAUGUGCGGCCUGCCGAAUUUGAAACCUAUGUCCGUGUCCGAAGCGUAUCAGUCCGCGGCGGAUUUGGAGGGGUCUUUUAGACAGGCGCCUCGCGGUGUGAAGGCGUGGAACAACAACCAGCCCCACGGGACGACGUUUUCCAACUACUCGCCGCCCAGAAGAAAGGACCCGUCGGCUCUCCAUUGCUCCUUGCGAGGUGUUUCAUUACGCGGGGCGUCGGGGGGCGCCUUCGAGACCGUCGUGUCCGAGGACCUGGCGUCGUUCUAA